AAAUAAUCAAUUAUACAUUAAAUAAAAAAAAAUGAGUAAAUCCAAAUCAACCCGUUCCACUAAAGUCAAAGAAGAUCCAGAUGCCAGCACAAAAUCUAAAAUUAACUCAGUACCCUCGGCCUUGCGUAAAAUAUUUUACAUUUCUCAACACAUGCUGCAAGAUGAGACAGAAAAAUUAAAUUUGGAACGUUUUUAUCAUCCGGGCAAGGGAAAAUCUGCAUUGUUCAUAACAAAGGACAACAAGCAUAUAAUGGAAGUAUUGGAAUUCGCUGAGCCUAGAAGAAGCUGGUUGAUCGACAGCGAAGUAUGUUCAAAUGGUCAUGUAUAUUUCACUACACCAAUUGAUGUAACAUUCCUAGCAUUGCAUCAUUUACGCAAACAUUGUCUGAAAAGAGCUUUGGCUCUCGAUAGUAUUCACGAUGAUGAGGAUCCUAGUGUAACAAAAAUAUUAAAUACUUAUGUAGAGCCUUCGAGUUUACGGUGUAUAGCCGAUGUGAAAACGGCUGGUGGUGAUAUGACAUUCUACAAAUACAAUCAUGAAAAGGCUAUGGCUUGGUUAUCCCUAAAAACAAAGCGCGUAGCUAAGGUUUUACAAACGAGUGGCGUUUAUUGUGGCAAUAGUGCUGUAUCGCAGAAUUUUGCACGCAGUGAAAAGGCAGUAGAUGAAACUGCCCAAGAUACCGAUUAUUUGCGUAUGGCAUGCGAUUAUGUGGGUGGAUAUAUAGCAGCGGAAUUGCACGAAGAAUUAACAAAACAUUUAGAAAUCCCAUCUGAAAUUCAGGCUAUAACAGAGGAAAAAAAGUCUUCCACAAAUAAAAGAAAAUCUGGCGAUAAGCUUAAUAUUGCUGCUACAAAGAAACAAAAGUUGGAGAACGGUGCCGCUGCUAAAUUAAAGAAUUCUACUUUAUUAGAUGACUCGCAGGGCGAUGAGAGCAUCAAUGAGAAGGAUGAGGAAGAAGAAAACAAAGUAAAUACAUCAGUCAAAGAGGAAGUUAAGUCACCCAAAACAGCUAUGUCUACACCUCUAAAGGAGCGUUCAUUAAGUGCCAAAGAAAAAUCUUUGGCUAAAAGUGCUAAAGGCACUAAAAGUAUAGCGUCAUUUUUUGCUAAAAAGACUGCAUAACUAUUUUAUAAGAGAAGUAACUAUUAACACUUUUAUGUUUUUACAAUUUAUAUAAAGUACUCGAAAAUAAAUAUUUUAACAUCA
Calliphora vicina (urban bluebottle blowfly) is the source of this 1207-nucleotide messenger RNA. RefSeq names its product ribonuclease H2 subunit B. The coding region runs from base 32 to 1123 and encodes 363 amino acids. The record is from RefSeq and is a predicted model, not a curated record. Lineage: Eukaryota; Metazoa; Arthropoda; Insecta; Diptera; Calliphoridae. The transcript has a single exon. Gene Ontology annotation, cellular component: ribonuclease H2 complex; nucleoplasm. Gene Ontology annotation, biological process: RNA catabolic process.